CGAAAUUUCAUCAAAUAAGCUUACGUUGGAGAACGAAAAGUUUCCUCCAAUGUCAAAUCUCAAAGAAUUGUUCCUAAACUAUAAUGAAAUGAAAACAAUCGGUAAAGAAUUGCUGGGUAAUCUAGAAAAUUUGCACCUUUUAUCCUUGAGAGGGAAUUACAUUGUAAGCAUUCACGAAAAGGCUUUUACGAAAUUGGUAAAUUUAAGAGAAUUAAACCUUUAUGAAAAUCGGAUAGUACGGCUCGAACCAACAGUUUUUAGUAGCUUUAAAUUGGUCAGCAAAUUAUACAUAGGUAACAAUCCGUUCAAGUAUAUUGCAAAGCAAGUAUUUACAAACAUGGAGAAUCUUAAGUCAUUAAACAUGGAAGGUAUAGAGAUAUACAACAUAGAUAUAAACAUGUUCCAAACCCUGCAAAAUUUAGAGUCAGUUUACUUUAAAAAAUACUCCUAUUGCUCCUACGCACCCAACGUGCCAAGAUGUCGACCAUUAUCUGAUGGUAUAUCAUCACAAAACCAACUUCUGUACAAACCAAUUUUAAGAUAUUCGACAUGGGCCAUAUGCAUUUGUACAUGUGUAACUAACCUUAUGGUACUAUCGGGUAGAUAUAUUUUUAGGGAUGAAAAUAAAUCGUUGAGCCUAGUCAUAAGAAAUUUGGCCGUUAGUGAUUUUUUCAUGGGUUUAUACCUACUGAUGAUAGCGAUACACGAUGUCAAAUAUAGAGACAACUAUAACACAGAGGCGUAUAAUUGGAUUAAAUCAUGGGGUUGUACCCUAACAGGAAUGAUGGGGAUGAUUUCUAGUGAGGUGUCAGUGCUUUUACUACUGUUUAUGUCGAUUGAUAGGUUUUUGCUUAUCGCCAUACCAUUUGGGCGAUAUGGGUCUUUGUCUGUAAAGGAGACCACGCUGGUACUGAUACUGAUAUGGGGCUUUGGGAUCAGCAUAGCCAUCAUACCAACAUUGGAGUUUUAUUCUAGUACGAGGUUUUACGGGGUGAAUGGUUUAUGUUUUCCUUUGUUUAUCGAUGAUCCGUAUUUUAUAGGAUGGGAGUUUUCGGCAAUUAUAUUCAUCGGCAUUAAUGCAUUCAGUCUAAUUAUAACAGCCAUCGUCUACGUCGGGAUGUUUGUCAGUAUAUGGAAAACAAGAAAUGCCACUACAAUCCCAAUAAAAGACUUUGAUAUCGCCAUAAGAUUUUUCUUUAUCGUCCUAACAGACACAAUUUGUUGGCUCCCAAUCAUCAUCACAAAAGCUUGUGCCUAUCUAGGCCACGAAAUUUCUGCUGAUGUAUAUGGCUGGUUAAUAGUUUUCAUACUGCCUAUAAACUCAGCCCUGAACCCUAUACUGUACACAUUCACCAUACCGAGGUACAGGGCUCACUUAUACAGGGUCCCUAUAAAUGCGAUAGAGUCGGGAAUAAACAGGGCUAAGCGUUCACCACAUGGUUCUGCAGACACCGGCAGUAUGCAGUUAACCCACAGAAAUGGUCCAAGCAUAAAAAUCGUAACGAACAACUUUUAG
Molecule: messenger RNA, 1516 nt
Organism: Brassicogethes aeneus
Lineage: Eukaryota; Metazoa; Arthropoda; Insecta; Coleoptera; Nitidulidae
Source: the annotation of a GenBank genome assembly